UGAUGACCUGCAGAUGUGGAAAUAACUGGGGGAGUGUGUGGAUGCUAACUGGAAUCUGGAGAAAACGUUGCAGCUGUUUAAGGAAAAGACCAGGAAGGAGUCCAGUUUUAUACAGACAAGGGGUUAAAGAUAAGAAGAAGAAGAAGAAGAAGCCUGAUAUUUUCUGAAGGACUCCAUGGAUCUUGGACAGUAUAUAAUCCUGUGCAUUUGUGCUGUAAAUGCAGUUGUCUGGGGAUGUCCAGAGCAUUGCCAGUGCAAAAACACAGACAUUUUGUGCAAUGGAUAUGAAAUUCAAGAUUUUCCUUCGCCCAUUCCCGUCAAUACGAGCGCUCUGGUUAUUUUUCAGACUAACAUCACCUCACUGAAACCAUCUGAUUUUGAAGCAUUCGCUCAAUCUCUUACAAGGUUGAAAGUUUCGGCUUCAAUAAUAAGGGAAGUGCAACCUCACACCUUUGACAAAACACUCCACCUAAUCAGCUUCACGCUUUCAGAAACUGAGCUAUCUUCUCUACCAGAGAACCUGUUUGCUCCUCUUCAGGCCCUGAAAUCAUUAGACCUUAAGAAAAACAUGCUGACGUCUAUUCCACAGAAGGCAUUUCAGGGUCUGAUUCACCUGGAGACCCUCACGUUGCAGGAAAACAAGAUCAGCAACCUGCACCCAGGGACCUUCCGUGAACUUUCCAAGCUCAAGCUUUUGUCCCUUAAACAGAACAAGCUGGAGGAGAUACCAAGCAAUGCCUUUGAGCACCUGGGGGACCUUGAAUCUUUGCAUCUUCAGAACAACAUCAUCAAAAACUUAUCUUCAGAACUUUUCACGCAUCAACAGAAGCUGAAAAAGCUCUACCUCUCUACCAAUAGGCUGACUUAUCUUCCUGAAGGUAUCUUCAUGAACUUGCCAAAUCUACAGCAGAUCUCACUUUACAAUAAUCAGCUGCAGACGCUGUCUCCCAAAACCUUCGGCCCCAUGCCGCUGCUCCAGGAUCUGUGGCUUUACGACAAUGAGUUGACUCGUCUUGAUGACAACGUGUUCAGCAAUUUAACUCAUUUAAAACUUCUGGUGGUCAGCAGGAACCAGAUCUCAUACAUCUCUCCCGGUGCCUUCAGUGGAUUGAUUGAGCUGAAAGAGAUUUCUUUACAGUCCAACCACCUGACGAGCCUCGAGGAAGGAGUGUUCAGAGGGCUUCCUAAUUUGGCUAACAUAUCUCUGAGAAACAACCAGAUUCAUCAACUUCCUGGGAAGCUUCUCCAUGAUCUUCCUUACUUACAGCAGCUGAGGCUUCAAAAUAAUUCUCUACUGCAUUUAUCAGAGGAGCUUUUACGCUCACUGACCAAUGCUUCCAACAUUGUGCUUUCUGAAAACCCCUGGAGGUGCGACCGUCACAUCGUACCACUCCGAGACUGGCUGUUGAAGUACCAAGCUAAAGUAAAUGACACCACAUCCCUCAAGUGCUCAAGUCCAGCAUGGUUGAUGAACAUGAGUAUUAUCAACCUUUCAGAUGAUCACUUUCAAACAUCUACUGAAUCCACCACUUUAGGUGCUUCGAAAAUUCCUCCCACUUCAGUCUCAGAGAACGAAGACCUCACCAACCAUCGCUGGAACAUACACAUGAUCAUUAUUGCUGUGGUUUGCACUGCAGUUAUUGCGACUAUCAGCAUCUGUGCCAUCUGCUGGAGGACAAACAAACGACGGGGCAGUCGAAACAUACCACACUAACCACUUUUCGUUUUGUUUUCCGACUUUAUUCUCCUAAUAACCAACAUCAAUCAUCAAGCGAUGGGAUAAAAGAGCACCCAUAUUUUAAAACAAAAUCUAUAUGUGAAUAAUAAAUGACCCUCUGGAAGCUCUGCCCCAUUUCCAUCAUCUUCCAUCAUAUUAUUUUUUCAUUUUUUGCUUGAAGGAUGCAGCAUUCCUGUUUCUUGUCAAGUCAAAAUGAGAAAAUCACGGGUUUAUGUGUAAUUUAAUGACAGCUAACCUUAGACCUUAGAUAUUAGAUCGAGUAUUUCUAUUUAUUUAUGAAAUAUUUUGACCAAAAAUAGACCAGAAAAGGACGAAUUUGUCGACAAUGAAAUCAUUUUAAUUUUAGUGAUGGUUACAAAAUGACUAAGAAGCAUGGUCAAGCUUGAUGUUAAGGAAAUCGGACAGAUUGUGUAUCUAUUCAGUUUAAUUCAAUUCAAUUUUAUUUGAAUAGCAUUUUUUUAACAAUGGAAAUUGGCUUUACAGAAAGAUACAAAAAAUUAUACUCAUCUCUAAUGAGCAAGCCAGAGGCAUGGGGUGUUACAGUAAGCUACUAUACAGUGUUACACCUGUAAUAUAAUUCUACAGUAAUUCUACAGAGCUCUGCAGGAAUCAGUCCUAAAACCAGGAACUGUUUAAGACAUUUUCACGUUUUAUUUUGCAACAUAAACUAGACCAGUAAUAGCACUCUAAUCGUUUUUUAUGUCUUGAAAAAGGCAGUUGUGAUGUGAACAAGUGGUUAAACAGGACUCCAGAGGGUUUUUUGAGACGUUAAACAUCAUCAGAACGAACAGGAAAACUCAGAUACAGCCUCGAUGAGUUUUUACUAAUUACACACUCCACAUGGUCAUUCAUUCAGAUUCCUCCACAGAAAGAGCACUGUGUGUGUCUGUGUGUGUGUGUGUGUUUUAUUUUUAACAUGUUUUCAAUUAAAGACUGAAAAAGUUGCAGUGUAGUGGUGGUGAUGUUGAAGUCAUGUGACUCUCUGUGGUGUAGAUUGUUUUGUUCAAUUCAAUUCAAUUUUAUUUGUAGAGCGCUUUUAACAAUGGACUUUGUCUCGAAGCAGCUUUACAGAACAUAAGAAACAAAAAACAUAGUGUAAAAAGUGCUAGAUGUUAGACGAAAUCAUCCCUAAUGAGAAGCCUGAGGCGACUGUGGUGAGGAAAAACUCCCUUAGAUGGUAUGAGAUGUGAGCAUGAGAUAUGGCAUCCUCAUUUGGGUGAGCCCGGAGAGUGUGAUUAUAAAUGAUUAUAAACAUCAGAGAGUGUGAUUAUGAACAAUGUCCUUUCUACAGUCAUGUACAGUAUUAAUUAGGAGGUUGUUGUCGUCCUCAAAGUCCACACAGGGUCGGCAUCGUUGCUUUGAUGUCCCCAAAUCCUCACGAAACAGAACCCAGCUGGAGCUGGUCCAUCUCUGGAUGCAUCAGGAUCCUCGCAGGUUUAUAGCUUUUAUAACUUCGGCUUUUUAUUUCUGUUGAUUGUAUUUAGGAUUAAAAAUGCAUUAAAGUCGUGUUCAUUAUUUAAAAAAUUCUACUGGCUUUUUGUUUGAGGGAAUCAGAGUGAUGAUCUAAAACACAUCGUUCCUGCUGAACUAAUAAUGCUUGCGACAUUAUGAUGAAUUUUCUUCUUAUCAGUAGUGUUUGUCAUUUCUUUUAGAAUUUUAUUACAAAAUUUAGGUUUCUGAAAAAAGCUACAGCAUUGUAAAUUUAUUGAAAAAUGAUUAUUUUAACUUUUUAAAUUUGCUGCUUUCUUAAAUGAUACUUUUACACUGUCAUGAUUUCAGUAUUUUUUUUUUAUUUGGAUGAAAAACUGUCUUUUAAAAUGUUUAAUAAAUUCAAGCAUUUGGAUGAGGUUGCAGAUUAUGUUGUGUUCUUCCUGUUUGCUUUGUGUUAUUCUAUAAAAUGGAAUUAUUCAGUUGUUAAAAGUAAUUCUUGAUAUUUCUGUUUUGAUUUGUGAAUAUGAUUUAAGCUUUUCUUGCUUUAUCCUAACAAUCCAAUGU
This is a messenger RNA of Hemibagrus wyckioides, 3733 nucleotides long. RefSeq names its product leucine-rich repeat-containing protein 15-like. The transcript is spliced from 2 exons. Lineage: Eukaryota; Metazoa; Chordata; Actinopteri; Siluriformes; Bagridae. Gene Ontology annotation, molecular function: protein binding. The record is from RefSeq and is a predicted model, not a curated record. Bases 176 to 1714 code for a protein of 512 amino acids.